AUGCAGAACCAUCAGCGAGACUCCAAAGCUUGUCAGGCACGUCAGGCGGCUGCAAAGGCCCAGGAGGCAAAGGCAGCGGCUGCCGCCUCAACCCAACAAGCGAAAGCCCGCCGGGGGCAGAGUGUUCCUGACAGCCGCAUUGGGGAAGCUGGCGGCGUGCAAAGCCAUCACACGGCCGCUCCCGCCACGCCCGCCGCGACCCGCGAAGCGAGCUCUGGCUCAGCCUUCCCUGUUUCGACGCCGCCCACGCCGCGCGGUGCUGCCACAACUGCCGCGGAGCAACAUCCCGGUUCGGGUUCGGACCCCACAUCCGCGUCUGCAAUCCCGAGCCCUUCUCCGCGGCCCUCUGGAUAUGCCCAGCACUUCAGUUCUCGAGGCUAUGGGGGGUUCGCACGUCCUGGCACUCCGGCUCUUGGAUUUGGACUUCCAGGUUUGCCUCAGCCUUGGCAGUUCCCUCUCGGAUACUGGCCCAGCCGCUGA
Molecule: messenger RNA, 480 nt
Organism: Symbiodinium natans
Lineage: Eukaryota; Dinophyceae; Suessiales; Symbiodiniaceae
Source: the annotation of a GenBank genome assembly